Messenger RNA from Echinococcus granulosus, 5412 nucleotides. Its product is annotated as AMY-1-associating protein. The transcript has 31 exons. Bases 1 to 5412 code for a protein of 1803 amino acids. The record is from RefSeq and is a predicted model, not a curated record. Lineage: Eukaryota; Metazoa; Platyhelminthes; Cestoda; Cyclophyllidea; Taeniidae.
AUGUAUCGGGAAUCAUCAUUUUCAACACUGCUGACGUCCCCCAUUAAGCAGGAGCAUUAUUGGAGCAGACAAAGAUUUCAAAAUGGUUUGAGACUUCCAUGUUGGCACCAUUGUAUUCCAUGCAAAACUGACUAUUUCUAUUCAAGAAGUACCGAAGUCAAAAGAACAUGGUAUAUCGCCGAAGACGAAUUCGCUGACUUAAAACGAGUUGAGGAAAUUGGCUUGAAGGUUGAUCGUUUCACGUAUGCGUUAGAAAUACCACCUAAAAUUGACUGGACGCGUGAAUCGAUGCUCUUCGUCUGCGUGCUUCAGGAGCCACCAGAUCCGAAGACUAAGCGAGGCACCUCCUUUUACGAAAUCCACGAAAUCCACAUUCCCCACGAGGAGGUUAACGCUCCACAUGACAAGACCUAUCUCGUUGAAAUCACCUUCGAGACUACGGGGCUUGAUCCCUUUCCACCUGGUUGUAGUCACGUAUUUGGGCAGGGUGAUCGAGAAAUGAAAGCCUGCUAUGAGAAUUUGAACAGAAGAGUGCAUCUUCCGGAGCUCCAUAACAACAACUCUGGCAUAUUUAUUCACGGGAUGACUACAGGUGAAGAACUGCAGCAGCUUCCAUACCUUCAACAGACACUUCUAAGUGGGGCAAGAUUGUUUUGUGCAAAGCAUCUUUGCGAGGUCAACAUUGUGCGCAAUAUCCUCUACAGGAACGGUACCUCCAUAGUGUUGGAUGGAUAUGGAAAAGUUCUGAAUUCAGAAACGAACAACGAAGGUAGGAAGGAAGAAAGCGAACCUUGGCGAGAUGAAAUGGGGGACACAGUGGAAAAUCCGUUUUUGCAUAUGUUCCAAUGGAUGCCGACAUUGCGGUUUGAAUUCACUCAUCCAUCCACGCCCAUUCGGGUUAUCGCCAUAUCCUUUCAGUUUAGUGCAUUAAUACACCGAUAUUUGUGCGAGUUUUGGUACUGUCGAGAUUUCAACCCGAGUAAUCAAAAGACAACACUUCGGAAUAAUGCACGCAAACGGAAGCUGAGUUGCAGCAAAUUGGCAAACCUCUUUGACGUUGUAAUCACCAAAAAUUACGAGACAAAUCUUCCCUAUCCACGUGCAUGGAAGAAAAAUACAGAACUCUAUUACCUUUCUUCGCUGCUCUCCACGUCCCUUUGGAGAAAGCAGGACAAACCUCACCAGGUCUACUUUGCUCCCGUGUUUUGCACUAGAAGUACCACGGAAACAUCUCGAGUCCAAGGUCGCUUACCCUCAAGACCGCCCAUCUAUCCCUUCCGCGGCUUGACUUUUAUGUGGUCCAUCCGCCGGAGGAAGCCUUUCACACCGACAAAGUCUACUCCCCAACUCCGUAUGCGUGAUUUUCAAGUGGCUGUCAACUCGGCGGAAAUGUCCUUUGUGCGCAUGAUCAUCAAAUGCGGAGAUACCAAUUGCACGUUGUCUAUGGAAGUUAGGCUAAACACUGUGUUAGCUCACUCAGUCUACAUUCUCCCGAGCCAAAUGUUACUCAACGAGUCGUCAUCUUCAUUCGCUCUCAUUCUUGACGGACCCGAAUUCUCUCUUUACACCGGCACCUUUGAUCGACGCCUCCGAUUAUUUCAGGAUGGUCGUCUUAUAGUUUUGGGUACCUACAGCCUUCCACAAAUGCAGCAACCGUCGGAAGCCUUCGUGCAGGCAACUGAGUUUUCGGCUUUUGCUAGCACUUUUAUCGAGACGCGGAGCGCGAAGUUCGACAUCAUUGUCAGAUUCUACAACUGGCCCGUCUACGACUUGUCAAGCGGCUCAGUGUCAAGGACACAACUGGCGUGGUCGAUGAUAUCUCAGCCCUGUCGAAAAACCGCAUUGCUUCCAUCAUUCCAUCCACCUCCAUCUGUGGAUCCUUCGAAAAUCCCCUCAAUGCCUGUUUACUUUCCAAAUGAUACGAAGAGGUUCUUUUAUUCUGCCGAUUUUCGCCUAUGUCAAUCAGUCUGCGCUGAGGCGUACAUAGUCGCUCCACAGGCGGACAGCAAUCCUCAGCAAUAUGUUUGUCUUAUUGGAGGCGGGGAGAACUCAGCACUUCCCAGCAUUAGCAACGAUAUAACGGAUCAAGUUACUCCUGACGGUCCUACCUGUCGAGUGAAGGUUGCUGAAUGGAAGACGGGAGUGGAUCUCAUUCAGUUGUAUGUUUAUCCAGUUUUCCAAGGCUGUCGUGAGUCCGUAGUGGAAUCCAUCGGAGCCAAUGAGCCGAGGUCGCAUUCUCGUGUCUGUUCGCCGGGUUACUUUUUGAGCAAAGUACCUCCACACAAGUGUGAGCCCUGCCCCGAAGAUACGUUCUCGGAUCCGGACACAGCCUCGGAAGAGUGUCUGCCCUGUCCAGAUGUGCGGAACACGACGCAACAUCUGCCUGCCCGAUCCUCCAUACACUGCACCAACCCUCAGCUUGACAGAGAACGUGAACGUCUGGCUCAUAAAGCGGUCAACUUGGUCCCCUCGGUGUUACAAGGACUUGCAAAAAAUGAAGCGAAUUUUGAUGAUGAUCAGAUAGAUAUCACCCUCACUGAGAAGGAAGUACUACAGCAUCUGGCGCCUGAUCCUCUCAAACUGCGAGAGCAAGAGACAGCGGAGAGUCUUUUUAAGGAAAUAACUCAUCUGACCUUCUCUAUUGAGGAAAUUGUCUCGAUGAUCCUGGUCGCUUUAGCUCUAGCAAUGAUGGGUGCAGUGGUCACCUUCAUACUCGGUAUUGGCAGCCGAAGAACAAUAUAUGCAUCCCGGCGAAAAACAAUUGUCAACCGGUUGCUGAAAUGGAUCAACCAACACCUGAGAGACCUCUAUCAUAGGGCAUGCUUUGCACGACGGCGCUGCAAACGACGUCACGACAGCCGACCAAGCUGGCGGAAGAGGAAAAGCGCCGCGCUUCGCACAGGAAACAUUUACCAAAUCAAGUCUGCUAAGGAGGAGGAAGAAGAGGUUAAAUUCUACGAAGAACUGCAAACAAGUCUUGUUAAUUUAAUAACCUGUGAAGAACGUCCGGUUCGACAGGAUGACAAAUCCAAAAAAGAAGCUACACGGAUGAGCGUGUACGAUGAGGUGACUCCAGCGAUUUUAACGAAAGGAAAGAAUGAACCAGAUGUUCCGGAUUACACAUUUCUAGACGUUGCCCAGUCAAAUUUAAAGCACAGCAACCAUGAGGAGGCAAAGUGUGUUCUUGGAAGAAAAAAUUUGGUAAUGGGAUUGAAGGAUGCUGCUAGAAAUCGCACAGCAACAGUUCACUGUGAGAUCAUGAGUACAAAGGUGCGAAUGUUCACAGAGCAAAGUAAGGUAAAAGGACCAGGUAGCUCAACUUAUGGCCCAUCUACCAGCUUUUCUUCUGCUGUGGACCAUGAGCGAGCUAAACUGGGGAUCAUUGUAUCGCCCCGGGAACAUAUCAAAAGACCGAUUUUUCACAGAGCUUUAAGCAAAAAGGAAUCUCAGAGGUCUUUUAAGGGCGUGAAAUUACCCCGAUACUCGCCUGCUGACAAUGUCGGUGUCAGCUUCGAUGCUGCAGAGCGAACAGCGAAUAUGAAGGAAUUUUACCUAAAGGCCGCUCUGGAGAGUGCAACUUGCCAAUUGAACGCAUUCAAUUAUUCGCACUGCCUUAACGGCGAAAGACGUGAUUGUGGCAUACAAACGCAGUACCGCGAUUCAGAGGCACAGACGGAUCCCUAUUCACCAGAAUACGUCAUUCCUCCUGGCCAAAAUCCAAAAGUUUUGCUUUUGGCGCAUCUGGAUUUUGGCAGUGGGCUGCCGGUUAGUCAAAAUGUGGUAGAACUAAUCGAACGCGCCCAAGAGAGGCGCCUUGUGGAGGCCCAGAUGGACAACCUCCUUUCAGCUUAUCGAACCCGUUUGAGGAGCAAACUGGAGCUGGAUGAAUGGCGCUACAGGGCACGUGAAAUUGAGACAUUACAGGAGAUUCGUCUGCAAGUAAUAGCUCAGUUGCUCCGUAUUCGGGAGGAAAAUCGUCAGGUAAUGAAUGCAAGGCGAGUUGACCGACGUUGGAACCGUCGACAAAAGGAGAAGUCUGAGAUUAUUGAGAAAAUUCGCACCGAAUAUGCAUCAGCGAUUAGAAAGAUGCUCUGCGUCAUGGAGCGAAAGAAUAAACCACCGAAACCGGACAAAAUCGAGCAAUAUUCGCAGCCUGGCUCGCAGGCCUUUGCUCCUCUCACGCGACUCGGUGUUUUUCACGACCGUGGGGCUGAACGCUUUAAGGUACACAGCAAAUUUCUCGACACCUAUGCAGGUCUUUCUGAACUGGAGAAAUUCAUCCCAGAAAGUGUGGUAGACGCCAAGAUCGUUGUGAAAAAAUCUACCCCUUACACUAAGGAUGGCCAUCUUAAACGGCAAUUCCGAUGGCAGGCACAGCUUGAGUCCUUGCACAAAUACAUGGAUUCUUUGGGCGCGAAAAAUAUCACUCCACCCAAACCGUUGCGUUUUCUAUUCGAAAUUGAGAAACCCGUUCCGCGUCCUUCAACUCCAUCGGUGCCUGAGAUCAAUAGGGUACGGGAUGCAGGGGAGGUUGCUGUAAUACAUUUACAAAGACUCAUUCGAGGUCGCGCGCUGCAAACAAUGAUGUACGAGUCGAGGAAGAAGCGUCAAUUACUCAUCAACGAGUUGCGUUCGACGCACGCGCUAACGAAGGAGGAGCGCGCCGAAAAGCGCCGACAAAUGCUGACCAUCCGCACCAAUCAGACGCGUUAUGAAUAUUUACAGCAUGAGAACAACCUAUCGCACGAAAUUUUGGAACGCCUGGAUUCCACGGUGCUGGGAGCGACGUUAGAUCUUCUAAGCAAGGAAUUGGAUCGGCUCUUAGUGGACCAGCGCCUCCACGAAUACGUCCAACGCGCGCGCAACGAACGACGAAUGCGUGAGAUCGAAGAAAGCAGCAGGCGACAGUGGGAGGAGCGGCGCAGACGAGAGCACGACGAGUUCUUUCGACAGGUCGUUAAAGUUCACCAGGACACAGUCGAUGGCUACUUUUCAGCUCUCAUUGCUACCGCCAUGGAGACGUCCGCCGAAUUGAAAGCCUCCAAGGAAUUUGAAAAAAUAGCUAAACUGUGGCCUGACGAAGUUUGGUGUGCAGAGCAACGCCUGACACAUGAAGAAGAGGCCGCUGAACUCGUCUACAAUUUUCUCAUUCCUGAGGUAAAUCGCCGAUGCUACCGAGAGAUGCUACAACGCCAACAACGCAAGUAUUUAAGCGCUGCUCAUCAUGAACUCUUCCACGAAGUGGAGUCGGGCCCGCUAAGCGCUAACAUUCGUCACUAUCAGGGGCUCCUAAAAGAUAAGGCAACUUCAAUGGAAGGUAUGGAGGAGGAGAAGGAUGAAAAACUAUCGGAGAUUCAAGACGAGAUAACGCUGAGCCAACUGAAAGGUCACGAAUAUGACUGUGAGGACUAA